Messenger RNA from Cebus imitator (Panamanian white-faced capuchin), 911 nucleotides. Its product is annotated as golgin subfamily A member 6C-like. Lineage: Eukaryota; Metazoa; Chordata; Mammalia; Primates; Cebidae. Bases 651 to 911 code for a protein of 86 amino acids. The record is from RefSeq and is a predicted model, not a curated record. The transcript has 4 exons.
UUUUCCACUAGUCUGUGGCCUACAGUUUAAAUGGUGGAAGGAAGGACAUGAGAUUUGAGGCUGGGGAAGGAGGCAUGGGGUUCUAGGCAAGGGAGGCAGUCUCUUAGGCUGGAGCCAGGGGCCAGGCACCUGGGCAGGCCACCUUCCUCUGUGGUCCCUCCCAGACCCCCUUAUGCUCUUGGUUUCUCCACCUUCUGAUUCCUCUGGACCCUCACCCCUUCUGGGAGCCAGUGGUCAGACACCAUCGUGACCGACAGGUGCACUCUCUGAGGCCCCAAGGGAAGGGGCUGCGCUCCACCUCCCUGCCCCGUCUGUCCUGUGUAUGUCCCUACAAGAAUGCUCCCCUCUUGCCUUCAGGUGCCAUUUCUGAAUGCUGCUGGAGCAGGUGCCCAGGAGGAGCAGUCACGGCUCUGUGAGCAGCUCCAGAAACAACAGGUGUGCUGCCAGCACCAGGAUCACCCGGUGGCCUCGGCCCUGAAGGAGCCAGAGGCAGUGGCUGCAGCCACAGGGACUGGGAGCGAGUGUGGGUAUGGGGAGACCCAGCAGGCCCUGCAGGGCGCCAUCGACAAGCUGCAGGAAAGUCCAUCAAACCAAAUGACCAUCAGAGGGCAGUGGCCAAGACCCAGCACCAGAAGAAGAACGAUGUUAGCAUGCUGUCCGAGGCCGAGGAGGGGAUGAAGGUGAAGCUGCUGGAGCUGCAGGGCCCAGUGAUGCAGCUUAUGAUCAACCACGAGGUCCAGCACCCUGCUAAUGAGUCCACUCCAGGGGCCCCAGCCCCCCAGGAGCUUGGUGCUGCUGACAAGGAUGAAUUUUAUGAGAUGAGCCCGGACGAUGACAGCUACAGCCUGGAGCCUGCAGGAGGGAGGGUACACCACACCCCACUGCACAGCAGAUGGCUCACAGCUGUGUGA